Messenger RNA from Paramecium tetraurelia, 1076 nucleotides. RefSeq lists its product as uncharacterized. Gene Ontology annotation, cellular component: oligosaccharyltransferase complex. Lineage: Eukaryota; Ciliophora; Oligohymenophorea; Peniculida; Parameciidae. The record is from RefSeq and is a predicted model, not a curated record. The transcript is spliced from 3 exons.
AUUAUAAUUUUAUUAUUCUUGGCCAAUUAUAUAAAUGCUGAGUCCCUGGCUACAUAAAAAACAAAUGAUCUAAGGGAAAUGCAAUUGAGAGAUGGAAUAAUUGAAUUGAAUUCAACUGGAUAUUUUUACUACACUAUGGAAUUUCCACGUCCAUAUGAUGUCGUUAUAUACUUUGUAGCUCCCAGCUGUAAACUUUGCAAUGAUCUUAAUGAACAUUACUAAAAAGUAGCCAAAUUCUACGCUGAUUCAGGAGCAUUAUAUAAGAGUGAAUCCAAAAGAGCAGUCUUCUUUGCCACCAUGACAUUCAAUGAUAAAACUAAGCAAGUCUUCGAACAACUUGGAUUUAUUUCAGCACCUAACUUAUUCGUCUCACAACCACAUAUUGUAUUUGUCCCACAAGAUGAAAGAGAAAGAUAUUUGAGAGACAUGAAAUGGACUAUUUCUUAUACAGAUGGUACAGUCACAGCUCAUAAAUUCCUUGAAUUUAUAAAUAAAAGGACCGCAAGAUAGGUUGAUUACAAGGCAUCUACCUCUGAAGCACUUACUGUUAUCGGUGUUCUCUUGGGAGCUCUGACAGUAGGAGCCCUGUUAUUCUUUAUAGCCAGGCCCUUGUUUCUAAAUCCCAAAUUAUGGUUCGUUGGAUCGAUAAUCAUAUUCAUCACUUGUUUGGCUGGAGUCGUUUACAACAUUAUUCAUAAUGUCCCUUUCUUUAGCUAGAAUAACCGAGGAGGCUUAUAAUGGAAGACCAAUAGUGGAAGAUAGUAACUAGGAUUUGAAGGAUUGUUCUUGAGUCUUGGUAUGACUUUCGUUGGAUUGACUAUGGUGUUGAUCAUGAAACUAAAGGUCUUGGUCAGACAUCGAAAAAUAGACCCGUUGAUUGAAAGAUCGAUAUAUCUAUUUUUAUUUUUAAGCAUUUUCAUAACCGUUCAAUUCGUUGAGGAGAAUUAUAGACAAAAAUCGCACUAUAAUCCUAUUUAUUGGCCACCAAAACAUUAUAUCAAGGGACCAUUAAAUAGAGACUAAGGCAAUUCAUUUUGAGUUUAUAUUAAAUAGUAAAUUACAAAUAUUACAAUCUC